Syzygium oleosum is the source of this 980-nucleotide messenger RNA. RefSeq lists its product as uncharacterized. The record is from RefSeq and is a predicted model, not a curated record. NCBI's taxonomy places the organism in Eukaryota, Viridiplantae, Streptophyta, Magnoliopsida, Myrtales, Myrtaceae. The transcript has a single exon. The annotation marks the transcript as partial.
CAAUCUCAAACCGCAUCCACGCCGUUCGCAUCGCAGACGAUUCCCCCCCCCGUGACCGUACGGUUUGGGGGGGUGACUGGGACGGCGAAAAGGAGUGACGCAACGCACCUCGAUAUUUUCUUUUUGCCCCCGCGUGCGAAAGGACGGAAUUGCCCCUCGGCGAACCUUCGAGGAACCCGCGGAGCCGAGCCGAGCCGGAGCCCCGCUCCUAUAUAUAAGCCGAGUUCGUUGGUCCGUCUCCCCCUACAUUCCCUGCAGCGCACAACAGAGUCGACACGCACGAGUCGUACUGAGUCGGAACGGAGGGGAACUCGCCCGAAGCGAGAAGGGGAAAAUGGGGGCGGCGGCGGCUCGGACGCAGGUUCGGAGUGCGCGAGGCACCCGAACCACGAGAAGCUCCCCGGCGUCUGCUCGUCGUGCCUCCGGGAGAGGCUGUCCCAGCUCUUCGCCGCCCCGGAGAAGACGAGGAGCGGCGCCUCCUCCUCCUUCGCCGCCUCGGCCUCCUUCGACUCCUCCUCUUCCUCGCGGCGCUUCUCGUCCGCCUCCUCCUCCUUCUACCACUCCCCGCCGCGGCACCACCACCACCGCGGCGUCGUCGGGGGAGGAGGAGGAGGCGGGGGCCGCCGCCACCACAGGAACGCGUCGGAGGCGAUCGGGCCCGUGUUCCUCGCGGUGAACGUCGGCGUCGGCGUCGGCGGGGGCGGGGAUCGGGACGACUGGGGGCUGAGGAAGAGCAGAUCGAUGGCGUUCGCGCCGGAGAAGAAGAGAGGGUUCUGGCGGAGGCUGCUGCUCCUGAAAGGCGGUGGGAGGAGCCGGAAGGAGGAGGGAUCGGCGGCGGUGCCCCGCCGCCCGCGGCCGCCGAAGGAGGUGUCGUGACGGUGUGAAUACGGAGGAGGAGGACGACGACGACGAUGCGCAAUAAGGGGGAAGCUGUCGAUCGCCGAUCGAGCGUAUAUGAAUAGAUUUCUUUUCUCGUUUUC